This is a messenger RNA of Dentiscutata erythropus, 816 nucleotides long. The record is from the annotation of a GenBank genome assembly. Lineage: Eukaryota; Fungi; Glomeromycota; Glomeromycetes; Diversisporales; Gigasporaceae.
AUGGGACAAGAAUCUUAUUUCGAUUUUGCUAAAAGGAAAAGAAUAGCCGUAAAUUUAUAUCAUUAUUAUCUCUUUAGUGCGAUUACCAACAAAAUUGAUUUAAAAAAAGGUAUAAGCCAAAUAAAACAAGAUUUAAAUACUAUGUUUUCUAGAAGACAACAAAAAAAGAUAAAUUCUGAACAUUCGCCAGAGCUUCAAACUUUAAUAGAUCUUAUCAAAACUACUCAAAACAAUAACACUUAUGUUCAAUACAGUGUAUAUAUUGAGUCUUGUGCUAAAAGACUAGGUUGGCAUGAAGUUCUAGACUGCACAUUAUAUGAACUAUUGGAAUUAAUUGAGGCAAAAAAAGGAUCACAAAUCAAGAUUGUAAAGACAAUUAGUAAUUCAUUUUCAAAAGUAGAAUUAAGCCCGAAUGACUUGCUACUCUCUGGAAUCCUGGACAUUGAAGCUUUAGACACCUCAGGCUUCCCAAUUAAAAAGGCAUUACAAGAAAUGAGGCUAUGGAAUAAUGUUAAAGAAACUUUAUCACCUAAGCUAUUACCCACCGGAAUAAAGAAAUUUAUUAUAAACCAAGUUAGUGCUGGUAAUAUUUCAAUACCAGAUGAUGGAGAUAGUCUGUUUAUUCACAUUGAAGAGAAUUUAAAACUUAUAAAAGAGAUAUUUAAUGAAAACUUGGGCAGUGAGGAUAAUGAUAGGAAUGAAGAAAAGGACAUUUAUAAUGAUGAAGGGGAGGAAGAAUAUGAAGAAAUUAGUAGUAGAAUGUUUGCAUUUAUUCCAACAUAUAAUACACCUCGAUCAUCUAUUAAUAAUUAUUAG